AUGGAUUUUUGUCUCCCUUGUUUCCUUGCAUUUCUCCUCACGGGAGGGGUGCUUGCAAGGAGAAAUGGAGGUGAUGCUAGCUUUGAUCAGAAUUAUGAUAUCACCUGGGGAUAUGAUCAUGUCAAAUCCCUUAAUGAAGGAAGGCAGAUUCAGCUCUCGUUAGAUCAUUCUUCUGGUUCUGGAUUUGGUUCCAAGCUAGGAUUUGGUUCAGGAUUCAUUAACAUGAGGAUAAAGCUACCAGGAAAGGAUUCUGCAGGAGUUGUCACGGCAUUCUAUCUAACUUCACACAGUAAUAAUCACGAUGAGCUCGACUUUGAGUUCCUGGGCAACAGGGAAGGGAAGCCUAUCACACUACAGACAAAUGUGUUUGCAAAUGGUCGAGGGAAUAGAGAGCAAAGGAUGCAUCUUUGGUUCGACCCAGCUGCUGACUUCCACUCUUACAAAAUCUUGUGGAACCAAUAUCAGAUUGUAUUUUAUGUGGAUGAUACUCCCAUAAGAGUGUUCAAGAACCACACGAAUAUUGGAGUCAGCUACCCUUCACAGCCAAUGCAAAUAGAGGCAAGCUUGUGGAAUGGAGAAAGCUGGGCAACAGACGGAGGCCAUACAAAGAUUAAUUGGAGCCAUGCACCAUUUCAAGCUCAUUUCCAAGGAUUUGACAUUAAUGGCUGCUCAGAUCAUCAACAACCAAACGUUCAGCCAUGUUAUUCGACCAGCUACUGGUGGAAUACCCGAAAGUACUGGACACUGGACUCUGCCCGACAAAGGGCAUAUGAGAAUGUCAGGAAGAAGUAUUUGACUUAUGACUAUUGUUCUGAUAGGCCCAGGUACCCUACACCUCCCCCAGAGUGCCCUCAAUAAGAGCACAACGUUUGGUGACGAUUAAUUUGUCAUAUUUAUGUAUAAGCUGUAAAAAAAAAAGAA
Messenger RNA from Populus nigra (black poplar), 921 nucleotides. RefSeq names its product xyloglucan endotransglucosylase/hydrolase protein 2-like. NCBI's taxonomy places the organism in Eukaryota, Viridiplantae, Streptophyta, Magnoliopsida, Malpighiales, Salicaceae. The record is from RefSeq and is a predicted model, not a curated record. Gene Ontology annotation, molecular function: hydrolase activity, hydrolyzing O-glycosyl compounds; xyloglucan:xyloglucosyl transferase activity. Gene Ontology annotation, biological process: cell wall biogenesis; xyloglucan metabolic process. The transcript has 4 exons. Gene Ontology annotation, cellular component: apoplast; cell wall. The coding region runs from base 1 to 858 and encodes 285 amino acids.